Molecule: messenger RNA, 327 nt
Organism: Penicillium salamii
Lineage: Eukaryota; Fungi; Ascomycota; Eurotiomycetes; Eurotiales; Aspergillaceae
Source: the annotation of a GenBank genome assembly
AUGGCUGAACAUCCUUCUUUCACCCUUGCGGCUCUUCUGCCCGUCGGAGGCACUAUUGGAUUCCUGAAAACCCGAUCUGCUCCCUCUCUGAUCGCCGGUGUUGGUCUGGGUGUCUCAUAUGCCUACUCUGGAUAUCUGAUCAAGGAAAACAAAGACUAUGGCACGGAGCUUGCACUGGGAAACAGUCUCCUCUUGCUUGGUUCUGCUAUUCCUCGUAUCAUCAAGACUAAGGCUCGGGCCGCUAUGCCUCUAGCACUCGGUGCCACUGGUUUGUUGGCAUCUUUCUACUACCAGAAGAAGGUCCGGGAAUUCCGGUUUGGAGUCUAG